GUGUGUGUGUGGGAGAGAGAGGGGGGCUGCCCUCUGCCGCCAUCCCAGGCAGGCGCUUCUUUCAGCACCAUGGACAGCAGGCGGGGGAAGCCCCCGAAGAGCCGGUGUUAAAAGGCGUCAGUGCAGUCGUUCCCAGAGAGAAGGAGGGGUGGCGAAUCGGAAUGCGAGCCACGAAGCCCAGCUCUCCUCUCCCUUUCCAAGCACCCCUUUCGCAGUCCUGAGCAGCAGCUGGGCUGAAGGCAUCAAGAGCCAGGGACGUGUCUUUUGGCAUUAGCCCGAUGUGACUUUCCCAGCCCCCCUCUGGAAGCAUGGGGAUCAUUUGGGCUUACCUUGGAUUCCUUUUCUGGUCGAUAUUAAACAUUCAGGAGGGACUUUCUUCUCAAGCCAAAUUUACUGAAUUCCCUCGAAAUAUCACAGCAACCGAGGGCCAGAAUGUGGAGAUGUCUUGUGCAUUCCAGAGUGGCUCUGCCUCAGUGUAUCUGGAAAUCCAGUGGUGGUUUCUACGGGCAGCUGAGGACCAGGAACCGGGAGCUGAGUUGAUGGGCACUCAGGUAGAGCUAUUGCCAGAAAGGGAUUUGGACAAUGAUGGAACAAAGAUAAGCACAGUGAAAGUACAAGGGAAUGAUAUCUCCCACAAGCUGCAAAUCUCAAAAGUCAGGAAAAAAGAUGAAGGGUUGUAUGAGUGCAGGGUGACGGAUGCCAAUUAUGGAGAUCUUCAGGAAUACAAAGCCCAGGCCUAUCUCAAAGUCAGUGCAAAUAGCCACUCUCGACGGAUGCAGGCCUUUGAAGCGUCUCCCAUGUGGCUACAAGAUAAGCCUCGCAAGAACAUCUCAGCAGCCAUCCCCAGUAGCAUCCAUAACUCUGCCAGCCAACGUAUACGCCCCACCUUCAGCCCUCCAGCAGAUGCCAAAAUCCCCAAACAAAGCCCACAAUCAGCAAAGAGCAAAUCAUCUGUAAAACCUACGGAGCGGACAGCAAAGUUGACCCUAACUUCCAACUCUGCACCCAAUGUACUCUAACUCUCUACACCAAGGAGCAUCUUCUUCGGGACAAACACACAAAAAUAAUCAAAAUAUUAAACAAAUUUUCAAAAAGGAGAGAAGAGGCUACCACAUAGUUGCUUUAUUUCAUAGGUUCCCUUUCUUUGGAAUUGGAAUAGUGUGCUGGAACAUUGUUCAACUUAUCAACAACUUAUCUCUUCCUUUCUCCCCUUUUUGGUUUGACAAAAGAGAAUUGCUGAAUUUCCUUCACUAUUCAGAGGCUGGCUACAAAUUUUUAAUACUUUCAAAAUGGACAUUUGUUCUUGUUUUUGAGGGGAAAGUACCACUCAAAACAGAAAGGAAGAAAAGAACCCAAACUCUCUCUCCCCCAAAUCUCAACUAAAGACCUGUCUGACAUAUAGGAAGUAUAAAACAUUUCUGUGACAAUGGAUGGAAAUAUAUGUUUUAAAAGUAUUUAUUUUCUAAAUGAGAAAUCUAAUAAAAAUUCAAAACUGCUUAUUGUACAAAAGAACUAGAUUUCUGAAAGAUAUUCAAAGAAGUGUUUAAGCCUCUCUCAGGCAUUCUUCUCUCUUUUAAUUUUUCCCUGUCCCGUUGUUUUUGGAUUUCUUUUCUGUUCUAUGGUGGCAAGUAAUUGUUGGCCCUGGCCAAUCCUUGUGGAGCACAUGAAAGUUUGUAUAAAUACAUAUUUUGUUUGUGUGUGUUCUCUUUUUUGCUGUUUUUUUCUCUAAUUUUGCAACUCCUGUAUAUGCGAACCUAACUUAAAUUCUGUAAAUUGCUUACUUGUGUGAAAUAACUUCAGAAUAGACAUCCUGCAAGCCAGUUCUGAAUAUUAUCUCAGUGUUGUGCCACCAACUCACAUCUGCUUCCUUUUCAACAAAGCAUUCAUUUUAAUUUGUCAUUCAGUACUAUGUAGAAUUUUGUAAUUCAUCCAUUCACUUUUUGCUGGUCUGAGCCUUUGCAGAUGGCAGUGUGACCCUCUGUUUACUCUGUAAAAAUGCACAUUAAAAUUUGUUAUGGUCUCCAAA
This is a messenger RNA of Anolis sagrei ordinatus, 2026 nucleotides long. The record is from RefSeq and is a predicted model, not a curated record. Lineage: Eukaryota; Metazoa; Chordata; Lepidosauria; Squamata; Anolidae.